This is a messenger RNA of Oncorhynchus gorbuscha (pink salmon), 2727 nucleotides long. Its product is annotated as macoilin-1-like. The record is from RefSeq and is a predicted model, not a curated record. The transcript is spliced from 10 exons. Lineage: Eukaryota; Metazoa; Chordata; Actinopteri; Salmoniformes; Salmonidae. Gene Ontology annotation, cellular component: rough endoplasmic reticulum membrane. The annotation marks the transcript as partial. Gene Ontology annotation, biological process: neuronal signal transduction.
UCUCUCUCUCUCUCUCUCUCUCUCUCUCUCUCUCUCUCUCUCUCUCUCUCUCUCUCUCUCUCUCUCCACCCUCCUCUAUCUUCCCCUCUCUCAGUACCUUCCUGUACCUGAAGUUUCUGGUGGUGUGGGUGCUGGUGCUGCUGGCAGACUUUGUGUUGGAGUUCAGGUUUGAGUACCUGUGGCCCUUCUGGCUCUUCAUACGCAGUGUCUACGACUCCUUCAGAUACCAGGGGCUGGCGUUCUCAGUGUUCUUUGUGUGUGUGGCGUUUACGUCUGACAUCAUCUGCCUCCUCUUUAUCCCUGUCCAAUGGCUGUUCUUCGCUGCCAGCACCUACGUCUGGGUCCAGUACGUCUGGCACACAGAGAGAGGAGUGUGCCUGCCCACCAUAUCGCUAUGGAUACUGUUUGUUUACAUGGAAGCUGCCAUCCGCUUCAAGGACCUGAAGAACUUCCAUGUGGACCUGUGUCGGCCCUUCGCAGCUCACUGUAUUGGCUACCCCGUGGUGACACUGGGCUUUGGCUUUAAGAGCUACGUCAGCUACAGGAUGAGACUGAGGAAACAGAAAGAGGUGCAGCAGGAGAAUGAGUUCUACAUGCAGCUCCUACAGCAGGCUCUGCCCCCAGAGCAACAGAUGCUACAGAGACAGGAGAGAGAGGCAGAGGAGGCGGCCAUGGCUAAAGGCGUGUCAUCAGAGGUGGACCUAGCACCUCCGGUCUCCCAAAACGGGGCUACUCCCGGCAAGAAGAGCUCUGUUAACUCUUCUGUCCCCUUACCGGAACUGGAGUACCGGGAGAAAGGGAGAGACGGGAAUAGCAAGGAACGGGAGGGCAAACAACAACAACAACAACAACAACAACACACAAUAGGAAUCAACAACAACAGUAUCCUCCACACACUGGACUCUACAUUACAGGAGACAGAGUAUAUGGAGAACAUGGGGGGGAAGAGACUGAAUAACGACCUCGGAGGAGGAGAGAUCACACACACUCCCAAAGAGGAGGUGGGGGGAACAGGAGGAGGAGGAGGAGGAGGAGGAGGAGGAGGGAAGAACUACAAAAACACCAGCGGAGGCGGUGGGGCCACCAACUCCUCACCUCGGAAUCACAGCUCCACCAAUGGGAUCGUGCCGUCGUCUGGCUCGUCCAAUAGGAACGAGAAGAAGCAGAAGUCGGCGGGGAAAGGAGCAGCCAAUCAGAAGGAUCCCGUGGAGAACUGCAUUCCCAACAAUCAACUGGGAAAGCCGGACGCUCUCGUGCGGUUGGAGCAGGAUGUGAAACGGCUGAAGGCGGACCUGCAGGCAAGCCGUCAGAUGGAGUCAGAUUUACGUUCUCACCUCUCCUCCCUGACCAGCCAGGACAGGAGUCUGCGCUCAGAGCUGGACCAGCUGCGACAAGACAACGAGAUGCUGCAGAACAAGCUGUACAGUGCUGUCCAGGCCAAGCAGAAGGACAAGCAGACCAUCUCCCAGCUAGAGAAGAGGCUGAAGGCAGAGCAGGAGGCCCGGGCGCUGGUGGAGAAACAGCUGGCUGACGAGAGGAAGAGGAAGAAGGUGGAGGAAGCCACCGCAGCCCGGGCUGUAGCUCUAGCCGUAGCAUCCAGGGGUGAGUGUACUGACUCCCUGCGUGGUCGGAUCAGAGAGUUGGAGACGGAGUGUAAGAAACUCAGCAUCGACAUGAAACUCAAAGAAGAACACAUUAGAGAGCUGGAGGGGAAAUGCCAGGAGCUGCGUAAGUACAAGGAGAAUGAGAAGGACAUGGAGGUGUUGAUGUCUGCGCUGUCGGCCAUGCAGGAUAAAACCCAGCACCUGGAGAACAGCCUGUCUGCUGAGACCAGGAUCAAACUAGACCUCUUCUCUGCCCUGGGGGACGCCAAGAGACAGCUGGAGAUCGCACAAGGUCAGAUCCACCAGAGAGACCAGGAGAUAGCAGAGUUGAAACGGAAGAUAGCGGAGGUGAUGGCGGUGAUGCCCAGUAUCUCCUACAGCAACGACAGCAGCAGCCUCAGUGCGGUUACACCACACUACUCCUCCAAGUUCAUGGACAAUAGUCCCUCUUCCCUGGAUCCCAACGCUUCUGUCUACCAGCCACUCAAAAAGUGACAAUGACACACACAUUGAUACACACUAACGCACACACACACACACACACACACUUACAAGAAUACAGAUUUACAAAAUACGGCCUACAUAGUCACAUCCACUCAUACAUACAAAGACACAAACUCUUUGGAAGCGAUUGGAAAUGAUCUCGGCGCUGUCUAAGACUAUCUUCUCCAAAGUGUUUUGGUUGUGUUUUGGUUGUGUUUUGGGAACCAGUUGCGGUCGGAGUCUCAGCCCCGUCGUUCUGUUAUUCUCUGUUUGUUCCCACGGUGAUGCCUUUGUGGGGUUUUUUGUGGAACAGCUGGAGAGGUAAAACUACACGAGGGAAGAUGUUUAUGUUUUGUGAUUGAGCCACUCUGAUUUGAACUGGUAAGAGAGACUUAAAGGGACACCGGAUUAACUGUAUCCUGAAUGGCGCCCUAUUCCCUACAGCCCAUGAGGAAUGUUCUGAGGGGAGAGAGAGACCGAUGAGGACUGACUGGUUAGUUGGUAUAAAUGUCUAGAAAGACCCAUCGUCUUGUUCUCUUUCUCUCAGUGCUUCAUGUUCUCUCUCUCUCUCAGUGCUUCAUGUUCUCUCUCUCUCAGUGCUUCAUGUUCUCUCUCUCUCUCUCAAUGCUUCAUGUUCUCU